GUUAUACCUCUUGGGGCCAUGGAGUCUUCCCUUGAAGCUAGUAAAUCUUUGGAAAAGUUUCAAUUGCUUCUUGAAAAGGUUGAAAAUGCAAAAGUAGAAGGCGGCGAGUUGGAUCACUUAUGCUCUGAAUUGCAAGCAUUAGUUGCAGCUCAAAAACCACCAAAGUCCAUCAUAGAAAACAUUGCUAAAUGUUUCCCAUCGGAUGCAAGGCUCAUUGUUAGAUCAAGUGCUAAUGUUGAGGAUUUGGCUGGUAUGUCUGGAGCUGGUCUUUAUGACUCUAUACCAAAUGUAAGGGCUUCAAACCCAGAGGUAUUUGCAAGUGCAGUUGCACGUGUCUGGGCAUCAUUGUACACUCGGAGGGCCGUUCUUAGUCGAAGAAUUGAUGGCAUGCCAGCUACUUGGGAUGAGGAUCGUGUUAGCGAGCAAUUUAAAAAAUAUGGUGAAAUUGAGAAAAUUGAGCUAGCACGUAACAUGCCAACUGUAAAGCGCAGAGACUUUGGGUUCGUUUCUUUUUCAACUCAUGAUGCAGCCGUGGCAUGUGUAAAUGGUUUGAGCAACAGUGAGCUUGGAGAAGGGGACAGUAAGGUGAAGGUGAAGGCAAGACUAUCUAAGCCUCAUCAGAAAGGAAGAUUAAUGAAACAUGGUGUUAGAGGAGAUUAUAGGAUUGGCCGUGGGAUUGUACGUGGUGCUGGGCGUGGUAUCCGAAGGCCAUGGUGACGUGUUCUAGGACGUUUAGAGCCUCAGAGGUUUACAGGACGUGGUGGGAGAUUUGUUGGUCGAGGUGGUCAAAUCACAGGUCGUGGAAUGAAGCGUCCUUUGGGACGAAAUGUAGUUCAACAUGUACAAGAGAGAGUACCAAGUAGAAAUCCACCACAUGUAGAUAGGAUUCGAGAUAGGCAUCCCCCAGCUCCAGCCUAUCCUAGAAGCAGUUCUAGGAGAGAUUAUGGAAGACGUGAGGAAGCAUAUGAUGAUCGCCAGGUACGAUCUUCUACUAGAUCUGUUCCUGAUUUUGCUACCAGAGCUGCUGCAA
Molecule: messenger RNA, 1030 nt
Organism: Cryptomeria japonica (Japanese cedar)
Lineage: Eukaryota; Viridiplantae; Streptophyta; Pinopsida; Cupressales; Cupressaceae
Product: phosphoglucan, water dikinase, chloroplastic-like
Exons: 1
Coding region: 19-717 (232 amino acids)
Biological process (GO): phosphorylation
Molecular function (GO): ATP binding; RNA binding; kinase activity
Source: RefSeq, a predicted model, not a curated record